AUGGCGAAUGCUACGCUGGAUCCGGAGCAAUUCUACCUCGUGCGUGGCGCUCAGAGCAUCGAGAAGGAUGAGGUGGACUACCGCAACCUCAUGACGCACUACAAGCUGGAGCCGCAGCUCGCCAAGAUGGCGGACGCGACGCUGCCUAGCACGUACCACCACCUGCUGCGCGGCGUGGGGGAGGCGCGCGACUCGCUCACGCCCGGGGAGGCCACAGGCGACCUCUUGUCGCUGCUGGAGGGCGUGCCCUUCGACCGCCCCAUCGAGCCGCUGCCCGAGAGCGUGGUCAAGAGCGCGCUGCAGCUGCCGGCGGGCAGCAAGAGCGGCCCCGUGCUGCACCCGCUGAGCAGCCGCAAGACGGCGGGGCUGAUCCACGCGCCGCCUCCUACGGGCGCGGAGCGAGCAGCGCACGCUGAGAAGCAGAAGGGCAAGGCCAAGGACGACAAGGACCGCAAGGAGAAGAAGGAGAAGAAGAAGAAGAAAAGGGAACGAGAGGACGCCACUGUGCUGCAGAAGCUGCUGGCCCCGCUGGUCGCCGAGCUGCGUGGACUCACGUGGGCGGGCUGGGUCGUCAGCGGUAAACCCGGCAACCCGUUCUUGCAGAAGUUCACCAAGGAGAACUGCAAGCGCCUGGGCGUGCCCAACUACUUCGACUACAUCAAGAACCCGAUGGACCUCACGCGCAUGAAGGAGAAGGUCGAGCGCGCCGAGUACUCCAAGAUCGACCAGUUCUCGUCGGAUAUUAAGCUCAUGGCUACGAACGCCAAGACGUUCAACCGCGUGGGGGAGCCCGUGCACCAGAUGGCCAUCGAGAUCGAGCAGCUCUACGAGUCCAAGCUGCCGACGUACAAGAAGAUGUUCGACGACCUGCAGCAGGAGCGCAAGAAGCGCAAGAAGGAGAAGAAGAAGCGAAAAGAGAAGAAGAAGGAGAAGUGA
This is a messenger RNA of Phytophthora sojae, 936 nucleotides long. RefSeq lists its product as hypothetical. The record is from RefSeq and is a predicted model, not a curated record. The coding region runs from base 1 to 936 and encodes 311 amino acids. The transcript is spliced from 3 exons. Gene Ontology annotation, biological process: chromatin remodeling; regulation of DNA-templated transcription. Lineage: Eukaryota; Oomycota; Peronosporomycetes; Peronosporales; Peronosporaceae. Gene Ontology annotation, cellular component: nucleus; chromatin.